GAUAUCACGUUCAUUGAAAGACUAGUUGAUCGAAAUUUAUACUUACGUAGCCUACAUAAUAAAUCCUAUUUCAGUCUACAUUAAACCACCAUUCAAGAUGGAUCCUACCCGGAUCUUACUUUUAAUUUCUUUUUUAUAUUACGUUUCUUGUGAAGAAAUAUCGUUUGAGUCAGGUGUUAGUUUCGAGACAGUUGAACAGUCUAAAAUACCAAACUCUGCUGAAUACGAUGACGUAGAGAAUACGGGAAGUUAUUUAUUUGAUGCUGAAGUUAAUAACAAUAAAAAGAAAAGAUUAUCUUUAGGAGUUCCCGUUGACUAUUUCAAAUCUCUUAAUUCGAGAUAUUUUCGGGCACAUCCCGAUUUUAUGCCAUGUGUUCAAAAAGUGAUCACAUCACUUCAAAAUCAAGGCAAAAAUUUGAGAGUGGUAUCGGGCUAUCAAACUAAAUCAGAUACUAAUAAUGGUAAUAGUAUAGAGGAUAGAUAUGCUAGAAGUGGUACUGGUAUUAAGUUAAAGUAUCAACCAGGAGUUACUGGUGAUCUUAAAGACAUCGCAGCAGCAGCUUUGAAGAAAUGCCCCGUACACUUCGAGAGAUUGCAAAGAAAUCUGGGAGUGGUCUUGGGAAACGGCUACGUUCACCUGCACAUGACAUCGACAGAAAACGCUGCACUACAUGUAUCACUUAAUGGAAUCAGUGGUAUGACGGAUGCUGAACUUCAAUCGUGGGCUUUAAACCAAAUUGAUGCUGGUCUAGAUCCUGUCGGUUCACCAGAUUGCAGUAAGAUAACUGGAUUAGAUAACGGAGGGUUCUAUCCAAGUGGUGUCACUACCCCACAAGAGGCUAUUGGUGAUGUUGAUAUUCCAAUAUCAAGAGAAGUUCCUGAAGAUUUUAAGAGAUUAGUACAAUACCAAGGUAGAAACAUUGAGUUUGUUAACAAUGAAAGAACUGCAGCAUGGUGUGGUAUUGUUGGUAACAAUUGUCUUGACUGUAGAGAGAAACCACUUGGCAACUCUCUCAAUCAAAGAUGUGCAGCGAGAUUAAUGAGUCAAAGAAUGUACAAUGUUCUUAUUUCAUUACAGAAAUUAGUUCGUGCUAAUGGAGAUAAAUUGAAAGUGGAACAAGCUUUUGAUGAGAAAUACGCUGGACAUGUUGCUGAUUUUGAUGCUACUUCAUUAUAUACUGAGGGUAGACUGGUUAAAGUUACUCGAUCAGUAAAUCCAUCAUUAGCUAAUUACAAGAAGUUAACUCAAUGGGCUAUUUGCUCUAAAGCUGAUUUCGUUCAGAAUAAUGGUGAUCAUGUUUUAAUUGGUGUAAAGAAAAUGUAUGGUCGAAUAGCACAAAAGAUUGAGUUCCCCCUGGUGCCAUUAUUACGAGUUGAACCACCCCAAGCUAAGAAAGAUAUGUACAGUUUACCAAACGGUUUUACAGUUGAGGACGAAGAAGAUUAUCCUUUGAUUGAUUCCAGCUCACAGGAGGAUCUUGAAAUAGCCUUGGAUACCCCACUGAGUUUGUUUAUGUCCAAAGAUCCAAAUGUAAGAUACCUUCGUCUGCACCCAUUGAUAGCUGAUUGUUAUUCACAAAUCGUAUAUCAUCUUAACAAACACAACAAAGCAACUGUCUAUAGUAAAACCACAUUUCUUACAGAUCCAAAGAUCAAUGUUGAUGUAGUCCGAGGAUUUAUGUCCACAGAAGAACAACAAUUGAAGCUGGCCCCAAGUGAUCGUCGAUACAACACCAUGACUCUGGGUACUGGUUUUGAGAUCAAAUACUCCAGUAAUAAUACAGUAGAAAGACCAUUGUACACUCUCGUGAAGCAAGCCGUCGACUAUUGUGGACCUCUGUUCAAUGAUGGCGUCAAAGAAGAAAUGGGUGUUGGAUUAUACCAAGAUAAGAUUUUUGUUGAUAUGCGAUCUGAUUUUGAUGUUUGGACAAAGGCAUCUAAUCAGCUACCUGAAGGCAAAACCCUGUCAGACUAUAGAGAAGACAUGUUACAGAGAUUUGAAUUGGCUGUUGACAACAGAAUAGUGGAUCCUGAUAAUUUAGAAAGAGCCUGCAUUUUAGCUAACCACCCGGGUCUUCAGCAUGCUGAUUUUAAUCAUGAACACACUGAGCAUGUUAAACGACGACGACGAGCUGCUCCAGAACCUGAUGAUUGUGUUCCUGUCAGUGAUACAGAGUUCUGUACUUCUACUCUGAAACACAGACAAACUGAGGUGGAUCAUAUCUGGACGGAGCUGACUAGGAAAUGGUUGUACAGGAAUGAAACUGAAGUUAGAGAAGCCUUGGAAGGAUGUUUCUUGGCUUGUGGAACCUGUUUAACAGGUACAAUCUACGAAGAUAAAGUAGAAGAUUGUAAUAAUUUCUUACACUGGGUUCCCUUUGAUUUGAUGAACGAUGCUCCAGGCAUCACCAAUAUCUUUCCCAGAGAUUCUAUGUAUCUGAGAGGUCGAGCUUGUAGUCAUGGACAUUGUAUUGAAGAUGCUCCUCUUUUCCAUCUUGUUGCAUCAUCAGCAGAGGCUAUUUACCGACCAGAUCCAGAGAUGAGUGUAGAAAAUGAACUGUACCCACAAGCUGAGAAUCCUAGCCCAGUAUUCGAAUUGUUACAUAGAAUCUAUACAAUCCAUGCUUCUGGUACUGUUAAGUUCUGGGUACGGGAUGAGAACGACAUGCUAUCAUUAUUGUCACCCCUUCAGGAUGCAAUGUUAUACAAUAAAAAUGUAACUGAUGUAGAAGUAUUCGUGCUAGAAAAGAGUAAAAUGGAUGCAGUAGAUUCAGUAAUACAAUCUGCUGUAGCUGACUGGUCUAGUUCUGGUUGUCCAAAAGUUACCCGUGAAAUCAUCGCUCCAUCCAAAGUCUUACCUUUACCAGAGGAUGUUGGUAAGAGAUCACCGCAUUCAGCUGUUCGAGAAGAAAUUAUCAACCAUUACACAUCCUGGGAGGCUCGCUGGGCUAACAUGGAAAUUUAAAUAUUAUCUCAUUAUUCUCCUAUAACAUUCCAUAGGAUUUUUAUCCAAAUCAUCCACACUAAUAAUUGCCUCUUAGAGGCCCUAUAUUUGUGCUUAUCUACUAAUGUUUUACAAUUUUGUUCAUUUUGAAACAUAUCAUUGUUAUGGUUUCUCUAAUAUGGAAAUGUAAUGAUCUACGCAAUUCUCAAAGGUAAUGUUCCAGUCUCCAAUUAAUGCUUUCCCGUAACCUCCCAGUGCCUACGAUCAGAACUGCAAUACGAAAACCACAUAUAGGCGAAACAUAGGUAGCAGCAAAUAAACUUUUCACACGAUGAAGUAUAUCAAUCAUAAUCAAGAUCUAUUAGAUAGCCAAAUAUGCCUUUGUAAAUUAGGAAGUGCGAUCUCAUUAAAUGCAGAUCUGGACAUUUCAUUUUGUAGUUUUUUAUUAUCUCCAUUCAUAGAUGUUAAUGGAGUCGCCAACAUAAUAGCACGGAACGAAGCCACCGGAUCUGAAUUUUUUAAGCAGUUUGUAAAAUUUUAAGAUUGCUCCAGUGAUAAUGUACCACAAGUAUUAUGCUAGAAAUAUCGCUCUGUAUUUAAGAAUAGAGAGCACAAACGGUGAACAGUUAAUAUUAACAAUGGACCUAUUGUGUAUUGUAUGUAUUAUGUUAUGUAGAAUCAUCUAUAUGCUUUUGCACAAAAUCUUCGCCUUUACUAUCUAAUUGUACUUUUCAGUUUUUACACAUAAUGUGUCGUUUUUAUUUUGAAAAUGGAAAUGAACCUGGA
Messenger RNA from Lottia gigantea (owl limpet), 3730 nucleotides. RefSeq lists its product as hypothetical. Bases 98 to 2965 code for a protein of 955 amino acids. Gene Ontology annotation, biological process: smoothened signaling pathway; regulation of gene expression; cell fate specification. Lineage: Eukaryota; Metazoa; Mollusca; Gastropoda; Lottiidae. The record is from RefSeq and is a predicted model, not a curated record. The transcript has 16 exons. Gene Ontology annotation, molecular function: patched binding; calcium ion binding.